UCGAGCAAUGAGGGAAGCGAGUUCAUAUCGCAGUUCAGACUAAAGGCCAAAAAGGAAAAAGGUAUUGUGUGAGCCAUGACUGCUACCAACACCGCGUUCCUAUGCUCCAGUCCUUUGUCCUAUUCAUCUUUUCCAUCAGUCGCAACACCGAGUAAAACGCCUGUCAGUAUAACCCUCGCCCUCAGAUCCAGAUCCUGGGGCUCUACCCGCUUUGCAGCAAGAGCAAGCAGCCGCCACAUGGACCCUGAGUUCCUGCGGAAGGGCAUCGCUGAGUUCUAUGAUGAGUCUUCUGUCAUUUGGGAAGACAUCUGGGGUGACCAUAUGCAUCACGGCUUUUACGACCCCGGUUCUGACGUUUCUGUUUCCGACCACCGGGCUGCUCAGGUCCGGAUGAUUGAGGAGGCCCUUCGUUUUGCUGGUGUAUCUGAUGAAAGGGCACUAACUCCUAGUUUCAUCUCGGAACGGCUAGAGGACCCAACCAUGUGGCCCAAGGCUAUUGUUGAUGUUGGAUGUGGCAUAGGUGGCAGUUCAAGAUACAUGGCAAAGAAAUUUGGGGCAAAGAGCAUAGGCAUCACUCUAAGUCCUGUUCAAGCUACUAGAGCAAACGCUCUUUCUGCUGCCCAAGGAUUAGCUGACCAGGUUUCCUUUCAAGUUGCAGAUGCUUUAAAGCAACCAUUCCUCGAUGGGCAGUUUGAUCUGGUGUGGUCCAUGGAGAGUGGAGAACAUAUGCCUGACAAAGCAAAGUUUGUUGGUGAGUUAGCUCGAGUAGCAGCACCGGGUGGCACAAUAAUAAUCGCAACAUGGUGCCACAGGGAUAUCGGCCCUUCUGAAGAAUCUCUGACGCCGUGGGAGGAAAAUCUCCUGAAAAAGAUAUGUGAUUCAUAUUAUCUCCCAGCCUGGUGCUCAACUGCUGAUUAUGUCAGAUUGCUUGAGUCUCUGUCACUUCAGAACAUCAGAUCAGCAGAUUGGUCUCCCUUUGUGGCUCCAUUUUGGCCAGCAGUCAUACGCUCAGUUUUGACAUGGAAAGGACUUACAUCACUCUUGCGCAGUGGAUUCAAAACCAUAAGAGGAGCGUUGGCUAUGCCAUUGAUGAUGGAAGGAUACAAGAAAGGUCUAAUUAAAUUUGCUGUCAUUACAUGUCAAAAGCUAGCAUAAAUGAAUGAAGGCGAAAGAUUUUAUAGCAUAAGAUGGGUCUCCCAACAUUCUCAUUCAUUCUUGAUUCCUUGCAAUGGGGUGCUUGUUAUUAUAGCAGAGAAAUGAAGAAGUGAUUUCCCCCUUAAAAUUAAUUGUGCAAAAUGGUUCAUCUCCAUUGUAUCAUAUUAUCAACAUAAAAAAUCCUAGGUUUGUCAAAACACUACUUGUAGCAUGCAAUCCAUCGGUGUAUUUAAAUUUCUUUU
Molecule: messenger RNA, 1397 nt
Organism: Prosopis cineraria
Lineage: Eukaryota; Viridiplantae; Streptophyta; Magnoliopsida; Fabales; Fabaceae
Product: probable tocopherol O-methyltransferase, chloroplastic
Exons: 6
Coding region: 76-1155 (359 amino acids)
Biological process (GO): methylation
Molecular function (GO): S-adenosylmethionine-dependent methyltransferase activity
Source: RefSeq, a predicted model, not a curated record